UUCUUCAUCUUCUUCCUCAAAGGUUUUCAGACAAAGAAAACCCUAGACAACCUAGAAACAGAGAAUGGCAUCACAGAAAAGGAAACCAAAAUCCCAAAAUAUAUAACCCUAGUUACCAAAAACAGUGGUCUAUUGAUCUAAUCCAGGUAGCUCCUCCCUUUCUCGAUCCGUAGCAACACAAUCCUCCAAUAGAUUCGCCAAAUUACGCGAAUCGUUGAAACCUAGCUGAUAAUUUCUCUCAGUUUUUCGACGGGGAGACAUAGCCAAGUGUGUCGUCGGACUGAAGGCUUAGCAAGGAUGAUAUAUACGGCUAUUGACAACUUCUACUUAACGGAUGAGCAGCUGCAGAACUCCCCUUCCAGGAAGGACGGCAUAGAUGAAGCAACUGAAACUACUCUGAGAAUCUAUGGCUGCGAUCUCGUUCAAGAAAGUGGAAUUUUGCUUAAAUUACCUCAAGCUGUCGUGGCCACUGGCCAGGUCCUAUUCCAUCGCUUUUAUUGCAAGAAAUCAUUGGCUCGUUUCGAUGUGAAGAUUGUCGCAGCUAGCUGUGUUUGGCUUGCCUCAAAAUUAGAAGAAAGCCCUAGAAGAGCCAAACAAGUUAUCCUUGUUUUCCAUAGAAUGGAACGUCGAAGAGAGAACUUACCUAUAGAGCAUUUGGACCUGUUGUCAAAGAUUGCGGAAUUGAAGGCAGAAUUGAGCAAAACGGAAAGGCAUAUAUUGAAAGAGAUGGGCUUUGUUUGUCAUGUUGAACACCCUCAUAAGUUUAUAUCAAACUAUCUUGCCACCCUUGAAACCCCUCCAGAGUUGCGGCAAGAAGCAUGGAAUCUAGCAAAUGAUAGCUUGCGGACAACCUUGUGUGUUCGCUUCAAGAGUGAGGUUGUUGCUUGUGGGGUGGUGUAUGCUGCAGCUCGUAGGUUCCAAGUACCGCUUCCUGAGAAUCCACCGUGGUGGAAGGCAUUUGAUGCAGAUAAAUCUGGGAUUGAUGAGGUUUGCAGGGUUCUGGCUUGUUUGUACAGCCUUCCUAAGGCACAGUACGUCCCAGUCCUUAAAGAUGGAAAGCCAUUUACUUUUUCCACCAAGUCAGGAGAUUCACAAUCUCAGGCAAUUUCAAGGGAGGCCCCUGUAAGUAGCCCACCAGUUAAUAAUGAUACCAAUGUUUCAAAGUCAGCUCCACUUGAAACUGGUGGGUCCAAAGAAGCAAAGAUAAAGGUUGCACUUGAUAAGCUGAAGGAUUCUAAGCUAAGUGAUGAUGAAUCAAAGAGCAUGCCUGCUGAUGGGGAGGCAAGGGAAGAGCCUAGGCAAAAAUCCAAGUCCGAACAAAGGACUGAGACAAGUGGUGAUAAAAUCAAGGAGAGAGACAGGGAGAGGGACAGGGAGAGGGAGAGGGACAGAGAAAGGGAUAGAGACAGAGUGAAGUCCAGAGAUCGUGACAGAGGCAGGGAUUCUGACAGGGAACGAGAUCGCGAUGAGAUUGAAAGGGAUAGAGAUAAAGUCAAGGAUCGAAGUCAUCGUUCCAAAGACAGAGGAAGGGACUCAGGUUAUUCAGAGAAAUCAAGACACCAAUCAUCACGUGAUCGUGAUUAUCACAGUUCCUCUUACUCUUCAAGGGAGAAGGAUCGCUACAGACAUCAUUGACAUGCCUAAAACAAUUCUGAAGGUCUAGUCUGGACUUGAAGGGAAAAUAGAUGUGAAAAAUGUCCCAGAGGCAUAUCAUGUGAUGUUAUUAAAAUUACCACCCAAAUUAUGCCAGUGUCUAAAAUAGCUUAUGAUGCAAGCAUGGUAGCGAACCCCUCUUUUCACCCGCUUGCCAGUGAAUAAAAUGCUCUUAUCUCCCCGCAGUUACUUGGAGGGGACCUAAAUCUUUUGUUUCCCAUUGUAGCCCAUUUUUUAAAUGCU
This is a messenger RNA of Rubroshorea leprosula, 1896 nucleotides long. The record is from the annotation of a GenBank genome assembly. Lineage: Eukaryota; Viridiplantae; Streptophyta; Magnoliopsida; Malvales; Dipterocarpaceae.